Vanessa atalanta (red admiral) is the source of this 1022-nucleotide messenger RNA. RefSeq lists its product as uncharacterized. Lineage: Eukaryota; Metazoa; Arthropoda; Insecta; Lepidoptera; Nymphalidae. Gene Ontology annotation, biological process: regulation of transcription by RNA polymerase II. The transcript has 4 exons. The record is from RefSeq and is a predicted model, not a curated record. The coding region runs from base 277 to 918 and encodes 213 amino acids. Gene Ontology annotation, molecular function: DNA binding. Gene Ontology annotation, cellular component: nucleus; transcription regulator complex.
UCACCCGCGUCGAACACACCCUUCCUCGGAGAACACACAUUGUUUAAAGUAAAUAUAGAGUUUUUAAGUGUUGGGUGACCGCGAAACACGGUGCCAACAUCCAUGGCACAGAGAUUUCGUAUUUGAAAAAGUUUGAAAUUUCAUACUUUAACACAUCCGCAAACGGUUACUAUAGCAACGCAUGAGAAAAGUUGCAUUAUCUCCUACCGAUACUCAAUAAGAAUAUCAACAGCAUAUACGUCUAGUCAAUUAAGCAUAAAAUAAAUAGUACAAAAAAUGAACGAAAUUGACUUAAUAAAAGAAGUCGAGAAACGUCCAAUUCUAUACGAUAAAUCAGUCAGCGGUUUUAAUAAAACUAAGUUAAGGGAUGACGCGUGGAAGGAAGUUCAAGAAGCUCUCAAUGUAUCUGAAUCAGAAUGCAAGAAGCGCUGGCGUUCGUUGCGCGAUUCAUUCAUUAAACUCCAACGGACGCACGCUGGACGAACGCGAUGGCCCUAUCUUCACGCGAUGCGAUUUCUGAUACCACAUGUUGAGGCGAAGAACGAUGUGCCAAGCAAACGUGAAACAUCCGACUCAGACCCCGAAGAAGAAAAUCGAACUCGGCCCGGAAAUUCGCUCCCAGAUUUAUCUUCCGAUUCUCGUGAAAGAGAUGACGAUGAUGACUUUAAGAAAGCAAAGAAGAUGCGGCUCAACUCAACAGAAGAAGAUCCCUGCCAAUGUAACAGAACGGAUCUAGACGAGCUGUUCCUCCUGAGCUGCGCUUCAACUCUAAAAAGAUUGAAUUCGAAACAGAACGCGGCCGCUCGACUCAAAAUUCAGCAAGCUUUGUAUGAAGCCGAGUUUGGGUGUAAAAUGGGACCCCCUACCGUGGCUCCGGCAAGUGACUGUGGUUUCAAGAAGGUUAAAGGUAUUGAAUGAAAUUAGCAAUAAUGAACAUGUCAAUGCGAAAAUAAAGGAAAUAUAUUUUCGCUAGAACUCACUUGAAUUUAGCUGCCCAAUUAAUAUUAAAAUUUAGUGAUAAC